Molecule: messenger RNA, 2933 nt
Organism: Sinocyclocheilus grahami
Lineage: Eukaryota; Metazoa; Chordata; Actinopteri; Cypriniformes; Cyprinidae
Gene: pcgf5b
Product: polycomb group ring finger 5b
Exons: 8
Coding region: 544-1251 (235 amino acids)
Source: RefSeq, a predicted model, not a curated record
UGAAAGGGCCCUUCAUGGAGGGAUUGAGGUGUUCACUUUCGUUUGGAAUUCCCUAACAAAUGGCAUCCCCUUCCAAAAGUGCCCUUUAAGGGUGCAAUAGCAUUUGGAAUUCGCCUUGUGUCAGCCAGGACUGGAAUUGAGAACCACUGAUUUUUAAUGGUGACUAAAUAAGAAAUUCAAAAGAAGUACCUACUGAGAGAGAAUGAUUUUAAACGCAGCCUUACUGAAUGCACCUUUAACAAACAAAGAUUAUAGGCUAAUGUUACACAAAAAGACAAAGCAAUAAAAGUAAACAAAAAAUAUAUAUAUAUUUUCAACAACUUUCAAUGAUUUUAAAAUGUUUAUAUAAAGCAUGAUUGUUUUAUCCACAUCCACAGGUCUGUCUUAAUGGCAUGUUUAAUUUUCCAUGAUGUCAUGAAGGAAGAGAAGGCCAGGGGCCCUUCAGCAGAAUACUGCAGUUGAGCCACAGAGUGGCUGAAACUGCAUUCCACUUCAUCCUUACACCAUCAGUUUUUCCUUCAUCCCUCCUUUGGUAACUUGACAAUGACAUCACAUAGGAAACACCUGGUGAGGGACUUAAACCAUUUCAUCACCUGCUAUAUCUGUAAAGGGUACUUGAUCAAGCCCACUACUGUGACAGAGUGCCUGCACACCUUUUGUAAAAGCUGUAUAGUCCAGCAUUUUGAGGACAGCAAUGAUUGCCCAAAAUGUGGUAUCCAGGUUCAUGAAACAAAUCCCUUGGAGAUGUUAAGGCUGGACAACACUCUAGAAGAAGUCAUUUUCAAACUUGUGCCUGGUCUUAGAGAAAAUGAACAGCAGCAAGAGAUUGAAUUCUGGAGAAGAAACAAAGUGAAAGAAAGUCCUGAUGAGGAUGGCCCUAUAUGUAAGAAGGCCCGAGUGGAUGAAGAUGAUGAUGUUAAAGGUGAUGGAGACUACCACAGGAGUGAUCCGCAGAUAGCCAUCUGUCUAGACUGCUUGCGUAACAAUGGGCAGAUGGGAGAGAACAUUGUUAAGGGCUUAAUGAAAAAAUUUAUUCGAUGCUCAACAAGAGUGACUGUUGGAACAAUCAAGAAGUUUUUAAGUCUGAAGUUAAAGCUUCCCAGUUCUUAUGAGCUAGAUGUUCUAUGCAAUGGUGAGAUCAUGGGUAAAGACCACACCAUGGAGUUUAUCUACAUGACGCGCUGGAGGCUUCGGGGAGAAAAUGCCUACCCAAUGGUACUUGAAUAUCGACCACGCAUUGACUUUGGCUAGGUUGAAAUAUCCUGCACUAAUUUCAGCCUAUCAACAGACAGCGAAUUGAAUGGACAGCUCAAGUUUUGAAGAUAUACUCUACCCGUCUCUUCUGUUUAAUUACUUUGGCUCACUUUAUUGGGAUCAGUUAGUGCAUAGUAGCUUGUGACACUUACUGUGUGUCACAGAGAUUUGUGUGUUGUGGUUCAUUUACCAAAGUGACACAGAAGUCAUGUUUAAGGGCCUUUACCAGUUUGCAUAUGAUGGCAUAUCCUUUUUUAAAAAAAGUCACGAUAUAAAAAUCUCAAGUAUAUGCGGCAGUGCCUUUUCCCAUACACCAUCUUAUAAAGAGCUGUGGACAGACGUUUUGUAAAGAUUUCUAAAGAGGUGUUUUUGAGGAAUUUUUCCUUUUUUGUUCCACAGAAGGAACAAAGUCAUACAGGUUUUGAAAAACACGAGAGUGAGUAAAUGAUGACAGAAUGUUCAUAUUUAGUGGUUUAAUAUUAUAAGUCUCCUGAUGUUUAAAACUUUGGGCUGGUCCAGAGCCUCCAACAUCAUCCAAGGGUUUUAAACUAGUCUGUUUUUGAUUUUGCCCACUUAAGGGAUUUUAUUUAUUAUUGGCCAUACCUCUGUGCUCACACAAAUGUCUUUUCUUUUGAGGGUUUUGGGGACUUCUCUGCACAUGUGCCUCAUUUUUUAAAAAUAAAGGUGAAAUUAACUUCGCUAAACACGUUGAGUACAGGUUUUACAAUGUCAUCAUACAUCCCUGGCAUCCUAAUUGAGAGAAGAGUUGAGCUUUACUGUCAUUGUGUCAUUAUUUUGGUUUAUGGUUGACAGGCAAUGAGUUCAAAUGAGUUUCUCACAAUUUGUAGUACCCCCCCCCCCCCCCCCCAAAAAAAAGAAAUUACAGAAACAUAGGUAUAAUGUUCAUAAUUGCUGUUUUGAAUAUUGAGUCAUGCUUGCCAGUUUAAAAAAAAUGACAAAGUAAAGGAAGUAUUCAUAGUUUAUACUUGCAAAAUAGAAUUAAAGCAUUUACUUGACCUCAUACACAGGCUUCAUUGCAGUUUAUUAGACUAGUCGUAUUGCACCAAAGACACUACAUCAUGACCACAUGGGAUACAUGCUAAAAACUGUUUGUCUUACCUUACAACUAUACUUACAAACAGAGGCCAUGUGGCAAAACUAAACUUGAAUUUCUGUGCGUGGAACAAAAUUACUUAAUUUCUCAAACACAGUUCAGAAUUUUUUUCUCCCAGUACUUUUUUUUAAUUUUUUUUUAUGUAUUCACAAAUCUCCCUAAAAUGUACUUCUGUAGAAUCACACAAAUUCUUUUUGGAAGAAAUCUUAAGAAGCAAUCAAGGUCCUUAAAAAAAGAAAGAAAAAAAGACAUUAUUGUGCUAUUGUUUUCACAUUAAAGAAGUUGACUUUGAAGUAUAACAUAUUGUGUUUAAGUGGAAGCCGAAUGAUAUGUGUUUAGAAUAGACUCUUGAAUGUCCUUGUGCUGCAAUGGCCAUUGUGUAUUUUUGUAAAGAGCCCUUGUAGAUAUUUUAAAAAUGGAAAUGUAUGUUGUAUGUUUAACAAACAUCAAAUGCUGCUUAGAAUAAUCUAUUCUAUUUUUCAAUGUAAAGUCCGUGAGGUGAUUCCUAUAGAGAUUAGAAAUGUGUAUAUGACAGUUAUUGUAUUUGUGUGUCUUUGUUCAAAAG